UAAGACAUUCGUCAAAAAUAAAUUAUCAUCCGGCAGCUUAUUUUCUUAAUUCUUACGAUGAGCCAUACAAACAGAGGAACCUUGAUAUCCUCUCACAGUCUUCAUCAUUCGGAAGAGAGAGUCCCUCUUCGAUCAGAGUCAGACCAGUCCUGUCUCAAUUCAAGUCCAGAGUUCAAUUUUUGCCUCCGUCAGAACUCGAAACAACGGUUUUCUCACGCCGAUGAGCUCUUCUCCAACUGGAAAAACCUCUCUCGCACUGCGUCUGCCAAAGCCUCGAAGAAGAACGAGAUUACUUCUCCUGAAAGCAAGGUUGAAACCCUAGCUGCGAAAUCCGACACGAGAGAUUCUGACUCAGAUGAUCCAAGUUUUGGGUGUGGUUUUUGGCUUGUCAGAAGCAAAUCUGUCGGCUACUCAAUGAGAAACAAGAAGACAAGUUCUUCUUCGGAAUAUCAACGGAGCAACAGUGAUCCACAGAAAAAGAAGAAGAAGAGUUUGCAGAAGAUGAAUUCUACAGAGAUUAGGGCUUCAAGAUCCAUGAAUAGUUCGGCUUUGAACGUCCCAUUGGCUGAUAUGUUUUGCUUAGGUCCUGUUUUUUCCGGCAGCCGGGAUCGGAAAUAGUGAAGAAUAGUUUAUUAAUCCCAGAUUCAUAAACUGGUGUGGAAAAGUCGCAUAUUCUAUUUCUAACCAUUGGAAAGUUAAUAGUGCUUGUAUUUGAAACGAUUUUUUUAUUACUAAUAAACUUGGAGUAUGAAUGACUAAAUCCAAUCUUAAGGAUGAUCGUCAUACUCAUGCAUAGCUUCCAUUUUAUUCAAGUUUUGAUUAUUUAUUACACCAAGUUAUA
Molecule: messenger RNA, 841 nt
Organism: Raphanus sativus (radish)
Lineage: Eukaryota; Viridiplantae; Streptophyta; Magnoliopsida; Brassicales; Brassicaceae
Exons: 1
Coding region: 58-618 (186 amino acids)
Source: RefSeq, a predicted model, not a curated record